This is a messenger RNA of Portunus trituberculatus (swimming crab), 5421 nucleotides long. RefSeq lists its product as uncharacterized. Gene Ontology annotation, molecular function: zinc ion binding; nucleic acid binding. The transcript has 11 exons. Lineage: Eukaryota; Metazoa; Arthropoda; Malacostraca; Decapoda; Portunidae. The coding region runs from base 111 to 5369 and encodes 1752 amino acids. The record is from RefSeq and is a predicted model, not a curated record.
AGUGAACUCCUCCUCCAGAGUGCGCUACGGUACAGAUGAUAACGACGGUCUUCAUCGCUUAUUUUAUCCAUUCACGGAGCAGUUUAUGAAGAUCAGGUGCCGAGCUCUCUAUGGACGAGGACGCCCACCUGUGUUUGCGGUGCCGCGUCACGAUCGUCGGCCUCGACAACUACGUGGCUCACAGGCAGGCAGGAUGCGUGCGGAACACCACCCACGAGGGUAAAUUAGACACCGAUGCCUCCGUGGAUGAGGAGGAAGUAAAUACUUACGCAAAACAAGAUCUGCAAGAGGUAAAGGAGUCAAAGAAACUUUCAGACGCACCAUACCCUUCUGAUACCCACUCACUGGCACAUGGCAAUAACGGACCCACUACUCCAGACGGCUCAGGCACUGUCAUGGGGCAUCAGCAAGAAAUUGUUCGUACAGCAAAAUACUCAUCCUCAGACACUUCAGUCAGAGACUGUUAUGUCGAUCAGCCCGGCCAGACGAGCGAACACCAGCGUCCAGUGGCAGCUAAUACAAGUUCCAUCCAUGAGUCCUAUACGGUGAUGGAAGACUUCACUACUGCCUUGCCUCAGCCACCCCCAGAACCUUCCAUGGCCAGAGCUCACGUGGAACUGAAGCACAAGACUCAAGACUCUUUGAGCCUCAGCCACAGGACAGGCUCAUCGCAGGCGCCCUUCACGGGGUAUGAAGACCCUCUGCUGCUGCACGGUCAUGAUCCUCCUAACAUCCUAAGACACUUCGACUCCUUCAGCGAUCACAACAAAAUCCCUCACGAGGCUGAGUCUGAGUCACACAGCGAAGCAAUGACGCUAUUCAAAGUAUCAUCUUCCUCUUAUGAGCUUGAGAGUCAAAAUUUUGAGUCAAGAUAUUCAGACUUUUACUCUCUACAACCCACACCGCAGGAGCCGCUGCUGACCAAUGUUGCAACACUGGACCAAAGUAAGACCAAGGAACGAAUACAAGAGAACAUCAAACCUUCAAAUAGCAGUCAAAGUAUAAAGUGUAAGGAACCAAUCCCAGAGGAGACUUAUGAAAAGGGCGUCCAGGAGGCAAGAGAAGAAUUCCCAGCCUCAAGUUUGAAGUUCAGUGACUUGGGAACUUCCGAUAAUGCUUCCGAGAAAUCUGAACUUCGUCAGGAUGAUUUUCUUUCAUCUCUUGAACUACGCAGCAGUGUGAAGGUGCCCACAAAGAGACGGCACGAGGAAGACGAUGAAUAUGAUGAAGAUGAAGACGAUGAGACAAGACCUCCACGCCACCACACAGGGGGUAAAUGGAGACCUGGGAGCCGACCACCGCCCUCUGUCGGGGGUAAGUGGAGACCAGCGACGCCCAAGACAGAACUGGAAGAGGACGAAGAGGAGGACAUGGAAGAGGACUAUAUGGAGGAGGAAGAGGAGUCCCUGAUGCCCCCUCCUCCUACUUACACUAAAGGGAAAUGGCUGCCUGGCAAAAAGAUGACUAACAUCAUCAAGGUGGGAAGCACUGUGGAGUACCACUGUCAGCCGUGCAGCCGCGUCCUCAAGGGCAAGGAGGCUUACGAGCGCCACUUGAAGUCUCAGCUUCACUUCCUCAAUGAGAACAAAGCGGCGGGGAAAAGGAAAGCUAAAACAUCGAAAGAGAUUUCUCCACCAUCAAGAACCACAAGACCCGCCAGAUCCAAGAAGAUGGAAGCUAAAAACUUUCUCAGGUCGUGCAUCGCCAACCUCAAGAGUAGAAAAAUAGUUUCACAUGACGCCACGAUCGCCAAGCACGUGACUCGACCAGUCACUUGGAAAGGAGUGACUGGAUCAUUCCCCAGCAGUAAAUCAACGCCACCAGUCACUGAAGAAGAGCAACAGCAGGAUGAUGAAGAAGAAGUGGUACAUAAAAUCUCUUCAGGAACUCCGAAAAUGUUGUGUCCUAUCUGUAAAUUGUCUUUUGGGGAAGCUUAUGCUGCCCUGCACUUCGCCUCACUGGCUCACAUUCACAACGAACUCGAAGAACGCCAAAGCAAAAAUAAGGAAAUUGAUCCCAAUUUCAACAAACUUAUCCUUCAAAACAUCCCUUCCAUUGUCAAAACCUCUCCGUUUUUCUGUGAAAGUUGUAAAUUUUACUGUAACCUUCAUGAAGAUUUUCUGGCGCAUAUGAACACACAUACAAACGAUCCAGAAGAUGACGAAGUGAAGACAAUGUUUACCUGCUCUGCGUGCUCCGGUGAAGACGAAAUGCAGCUUCCAACCCUCAUACAUCACCUUCAGACGCCCCAUCAUAUGGACAACGCCAGGGACUUGGUGCUGCAGGCACAGCAGGUAAAACUGACCAGCAGGACACAAGUGGUGUGCCCGAUGGAUGGUGGAACCUUCAAUUACCGGCGUCAGUACCAAAUGCACCGUAGGAUCAAACACCAAGAGCCAGGAUUCCAAGUUACAAAUAAGCGACUAUUGCGUUGUUCCCAGUGCGACUUCAAGACCCUGCGGAAGCAACAGAUCCGUGCCCACAUCAAGAAAACUCAUGAGAUUUCUCAAGGCUCAAAAGAUUCUUAUCACUGCUUCAUCUGUGGUCUCUCUUUCACGACACAACGGAAGGCUGAACUUCAUCGAAGGUCCGCCGAGCACCGCACAACACUGUGGCGACAACGCGGUUGCUCGGUCACCAGGACCUGUAGCCUCUGCUAUGAGGAAGUUGAUGACCUGCCUGCCCUGCGGCGACACAUGUCCCAAGUACAUCAGAAAGACUGCACACCCUGCCACCUGUGCGGCGCCAUUCCUCCACUCCGUUCAGACCUCGCCAAGCACCAGCGUGUGUGCACCGGCUCUCCCGGCGACAUGGAGGGGCAGCACAAGUGCGACCUAUGCUCCUUCAAGAAUGACCUCCUUGCCCAUGUCCUUGCUCACAAGACGGUCGCUCACAGUGAACGCCAGGCUGACGGCCGCUACGCCUGCCACAUAUGUAAGACAAAGUUGCAGCCUUCGUCAGUGAAGGGCCACAUGUUGAGCCACAGCAACGAGUGGCCGCACUCUUGCCACAUAUGCUCCCGCAAGUUUUCACAAAAGGACUGGCUUGAAAAACAUCUUUCGGCUGUUCAUACCUGCGGUGCCCACGUGCACUCCGCCCACAGCCCCGCCCUCUGCGACAGCUGCGGCAAAACUUUUUCCAACAGGUGGCACCUGUACCGGCACCAGCUGGAGGCCCACGCCCACGCCUCGCCCUCGCUGCUCUCCAAGAAGGAUCCUGAAGCUCCAGACUCCCCACGCCCAUCAUCGAAGAGCGACUGCCGCCCACCCUCCCAGCGUGUGCUCAGGACCAAAGAGCCUCCUUCGCGGCCCUACCUGUGUGACGUGUGCGGCGUGCAGUGCCAGACACUCACCAGCCUCAAGACGCACCGGCAGUGCCACAAGCGGGGAGAGGGGGACAAGUACGAGUGUCCCCACUGCAACUACGCCACUGGCCACCUUCCCCACCUUCGGCGCCACCUUCGCCUGCACACCGGCGCCACCCCCUACUCCUGCCCCUACUGCAGCUACGCCUGCAACAACCAGGAAAACCUUCGCAAGCACAUGUUGAAGACUAAGCGUCACCCAGGCAGGUUCAUGUACGAGUGUCUGCUGUGCAAGGCACCUCAGGACAAGCCUGGCAAGCAGUCUGCCGUCGGGAGCAGCCAGCCGCUGAAGACUGAACUCACCGAGCAUCAAGCCACAGACGCCUCAGCUGUCCGUCCCCUGGAGCCAGCAUCCUCCUCUUCUAAAUCCCACGACCCUGAAGGAUCCGUCUCACGCCAACUAAAGUGUGAAUCCUCCUUCUCCUCACAGCCAAGAGAGCUUCAGUAUCCCCAAACCCAGAGUUAUGAGGUUUCCAAGCUCUGUGAUGUCGACGGCUGCCAUCCUAAGGGUUGGCAGCCAUCCUGCGGGAUGGCGGUGUCCCAGAAUCCAGAGUCAUCAGAUUCGAAGCCCCAAAGUCCUCACAUCUUUUGCAGUAACUACGCCUUGCAGUUCCAGAUUCAUCUUCUUGAGAAGCACAAAGGCGCCUUUAAGACAAAGGAAGAGGUGACCUCGCACAUUCGCAGCUAUUACCACGCAGAGCAGGACACCACCGUCACCAGCCACCCGCUCCCCUUCCUCCAUAGAAAGAGAAACAGCGAGCCAAAGACAACAAGACCUUCGGGUACGGCACCAGCAUCGUACAGCUCCAGCGCAGCCCAGGCCAGGCGCCGCCAAGAACACCCCGCCCUCCAAGAUGACAAGGACGACCCCGACGAUCCCGCCACUGAGGUCACCGAGGAGGACAGCGAGGACGUCCUUACACAGAUCAGGCGGUCCCUUGACAUUGAUGAGUUUGGAUGUGACGACAAAACAGCAAGUGAGGCUCAAACUAAGGAGGCGGAGACCAGGCAGGGUGAGGAAGACGAGGACGGAGAAAAGGAGAAAGCGAAGAGAGACGAGGAUCUUCACCAAGAUGAAAAGUCACCUGAGCCCAACCCUUCCUUAAUCGAGGAUGAUACCCGAGAGGACGGCGCCUUCAAAGCCAUAGGUUCGUCUCCCCGAAAGCCACCGCCUUCCUUACGCGCCCCUAGCCGUCCCGCCAUCCUGAGGUCCACCACACCGCAGGGCGAGGCCGCGCAGCCCUUGAGGAUCAUGAUCCAGCAGCUGGCCGGAGACACCACAGUUGAAGUGGAUGACGAUGGAACACAGCAAGUCAUCAUCAUCCUGCCGGACAAGCUCGGGGAGCAGCCUGGGGACGUGGCCGCCUUGCUGCCCAGCCUGGGCAUCGCCUCCUCGCCCAAUAGCUGCGGCCCUCUCAGCAUCGUGCAAGAUAACGAUAUCGCCCAGCAGCCUCUCGCAGCCAAGGACGCUGGUGACCGCGCCGUCAUCGUGCAGACGGAUCAGGUCAUCGCCCUGGACACUCAGGUGAUGUCAGAUGCAACUAUUGUGUCCGGUGAGACUAAUAUUGUGGGUCAGCAUCACACUCCCGUGGUGCUGUGCUCCCAGCAACAGUCUCAGCAGCGGCAGCACAAGCAGGUCCUCCACUCGGCUCAGGUCUUCAAUCCUCUACAAGUGGUCGCAGAAGCUGCCGAAGUCUUGACGCAGAAUGAGCUCGUUACUCGUGAAAGUCAUCAGAUCCUAGCGGCGCCACACCAGGUUUUAGCCCACACUUCCGGUAACCAGGAUGUGCUGGCCGAGGCGCCUGCUGCGAGAGCCACUCAAAUGAUAGACGCGGCAAUGUUUGGCGGCGGCAGUGUCCAGCACUCGGAGGUGGUGCACGCGACGGAGACACAGGCGGUGCUGCAGCCUGACGCCACGCUGAGCUUCGUGGACGAGCAGGUACAACCAGGGGACCAACCCAAGCCAGACGAUGGCAAAAUUAUCUAUCCCUUCACCCUUCAGUAGCUGUGCGAAGAACACUAAGCAAGCAAAUAAAGAAUGUAAAAUCAAUAGCAGA